Harmonia axyridis is the source of this 1836-nucleotide messenger RNA. RefSeq names its product MFS-type transporter SLC18B1-like. Gene Ontology annotation, molecular function: transmembrane transporter activity. The record is from RefSeq and is a predicted model, not a curated record. The transcript is spliced from 10 exons. Bases 252 to 1712 code for a protein of 486 amino acids. NCBI's taxonomy places the organism in Eukaryota, Metazoa, Arthropoda, Insecta, Coleoptera, Coccinellidae. Gene Ontology annotation, biological process: transmembrane transport.
AAUGUUCAGUCAACGGGCUUCCUCCUCUCAGCGGUAUAAUAAAUGCCUUUUCGUUAACAUUACCGCUCCACCUUCGUAUUCUUGAAUUUUUCGUGCAAAAAAAAAUGUUAUUUGACAGAAGGACAGAAAGGCACUGUGAUUCUUGGUUUUUCUUGAGUACUUUAAGCGUCUCCAAUUCUUCAACCAGAAGAAUUUCGGUUAUUUGUUGAUUUUUGUGAUAUAGAAGAAGUGCGAUUUUGAAAAAGGGAAUAAUGACAGUUGAGGAGAAAUACGAUGCUAAUAAUGCUUCGCAAGAUUACACGAAGAAAGAUGAGGAAAAUAACAAUGAAGACAUAAAAAAGAAGCAGACGUUCACGCUAAGGCAGAAGGUGGCGCUGGUGAUGCUGGCAACGGUGGACUUCAUGAGCUUCUGCUCGAUGUCGAUCAUGGCGCCGUUCUACCCCAAAGAGGCGGCGGCCAAGGGGAUGACGGAGCUGACGGCGGGUUUCGUCUUUGGAUUCUACGCCCUGGUGGUGAUGCUGAGCUCUCCGGUCUUCGGCAAGGUGAUGCCAAAAGUAGGAGUGAAGUUGUGCUUCAUUCUAGGGACCCUUUUUUCUGGAGUAUGCAGUUGUGCUUUCGGAUUAUUGAAUGUGAUAGAUGAUUAUACCACGUUUGCAGUUCUGUCUUUUGUAAUAAGGGGCUUCGAAGCCUUGGGAGCCAGCGCCUACUCAACAGCUGGCUAUGUGAUAAUAGUUAAUAUUUUUCCAGAUCAUUCUGGAGCAGUUAGGGGUCUCCUAGAAACCUUCGUAGGCUUAGGUAUGAGUGCUGGUCCAGCUAUAGGGGGACUUCUCUAUGCGGUUGGAGGUUUUGGGCUUCCUUUUUACGUAGUAGGAUUCAUAACAAUUGUGAUAGCUCCGAUGAAUAUAUAUUUGCUGCCGAAAUUAGAAAAAUUCACCAUGGAACAAAAAGCAGGCUCCUUUACGAAACUCCUGCGUCUACCAUCAGUGUUGAUAACCUGUUUGAUAUUGGUGGUUGUUGCAGCAACCUGGGGAUUUUUGGAUCCAACCUUAGAGCCACAUUUAAGACCGUUUAAUCUUGAUGCUGGUAAAAUCGGAUUGAUAUUCCUUCUUUUGUCGGCAAUGUACGGCAUUUUUUGCCCAGGAUGGGGCUGGCUUUCCGACAAACUAGACACUUACUGGUGGAUUAUGUCUACUGGACUGCUCCUCAACUUUGUUUGUCUGAUGUUCUUAGGACCUUCUCCUGUUAUCCAUUUUUUGACAAACACAAUUUGGUUGAAUAUAGUUUCAUUAUCAACCUUGGGAGUAUCGGUGGCGAUGGCUCAAAUGCCAACUUAUAGGAGUCUUUUAGAUAGUGCCAUGCUCGGCGGUUUCGUGGAAACGAUAGGAACCCACAGUUUGAUAGCCGGAUUGUGGUCCAGUGUCUACUCGAUGGGGGAGGUGAUAGGUCCCAUAGCCGGUGGUGCCCUCAUGAAUAACUACGGCUUUCCAGUGACAUCGACAGUAUUCGCAGUGGUCAAUCUGGUGACAGCGAUUCUAGUGACGUUGUUCUACAUGAGUAGGACUAAGAAAGACGUCGUAGAAGUGCCAAAUAAUAAUAAACCGAUAAUUAUCACUGCAGAAAAUUUCAGCAACGGUGGCGCUGUUGUUAAAGAGCAACCGUCCGAACUAGUGAAUUCGAUUAGUGUUACUGAUAGUGCAUGUUGCAAUACGUGAUAAUUUUUAUAUUGUAUAUAUAUUUUUGAUAUAAACAUUGUAAUACCUACUGCUAGAUAUUAACUGAUGCUCAGCGAAUGGGUCUCGGAAAAGUAUUAACUUUAUCAUUAAAAGUUUACUUAAA